This is a messenger RNA of Akanthomyces muscarius, 1047 nucleotides long. RefSeq lists its product as uncharacterized. Gene Ontology annotation, cellular component: U5 snRNP; U4/U6 x U5 tri-snRNP complex; U2-type post-spliceosomal complex. Bases 1 to 1047 code for a protein of 348 amino acids. The record is from RefSeq and is a predicted model, not a curated record. Gene Ontology annotation, biological process: RNA splicing; generation of catalytic spliceosome for second transesterification step. Lineage: Eukaryota; Fungi; Ascomycota; Sordariomycetes; Hypocreales; Cordycipitaceae. The transcript is spliced from 2 exons.
AUGGACUUUGCAGCCUUGAUGGGCAAGGAGCUGUCCAAGAGCAAGAAGCCCGCGAGCGACGACAGCGACAAUAAGAAGAAGUUCCUCAAACGAUCCGAAGUCGAAGCGGAGCGUCGAAAGGCCUACCAGGCUGAGCAGGCUGCUGUGGAAAAGGAGCGCGAAACCAAAGCCGCCGCGAAGCGCAAGCUCGAGGAAGACACAGCUGCCGAGAAGGAAGCGCGCGACGAGAAGCGACGGAAGCUGGCAGAAGAAUCGCGGCGGAGGCGCGAGGAUCAAGAGUGGGAAGAAGAGCAGGCAAAGCGCCGGCGGUUAGGCCUGCCGGAGCAGGAGAAACCGAGCCAAAAUGACGAGGGCAACGGCGUGGCAGCCGCCGACGACGUGCCGGACGAAGAGCUGUUUGCGAAGCUGCGCGAGCUGGGGCACCCGGCAGUGCUGUUUGGCGAGACCCAUGCCGGGAGACUGCGGCGCUACAAAAAGGCUAGCACCGUGCUGACGGACGGACCGAUCCCGACAACGCUGAAGCUGGUGGACGAGAAGGACAUGAAGGUCGACACGGUGCCCGGCGGGAAGGAGGAGCGCGAGUGGCUAUACAGACAGCUCGCGAGCUACUUCACCAUGGUGCUCAGCACAUAUCAGCGCACCAUGGAGCAGGAGAGACGCGAGACCAGCGCGAGCAAGAUUGCCUACAAUGCGAUGCUACAAACCAUUGAAAACAUGAAGCCGCUUUUUCGAAAAUUUGAAACUGGCGACCUCGACGACUCGCUCCUGGAGCCCAUUGUCGAGAUCGUCAAGGCCCUGCAGGAGCGCCGCUACGUUGACGCCAACAACGGCUACCUCCGCCUGAGCAUCGGCAAGGCGGCGUGGCCCAUUGGCGUGACCAUGGUGGGCAUCCACGAGCGAAGCGCGCGCGAGAAGCUUCACGACGGCGAAAAGGGCCACGUCAUGGGAGACGAGGUGACGCGCAAGUUCUUGCAGAGCAUCAAGCGCUGCCUAACGUUUGCGCAGGUCCGCUGGCCGCCGGAGGACUUGCGGCAGCUGAUGGGAUAG